Molecule: messenger RNA, 1299 nt
Organism: Puccinia graminis f. sp. tritici CRL 75-36-700-3
Lineage: Eukaryota; Fungi; Basidiomycota; Pucciniomycetes; Pucciniales; Pucciniaceae
Exons: 6
Coding region: 280-1089 (269 amino acids)
Biological process (GO): protein geranylgeranylation
Cellular component (GO): Rab-protein geranylgeranyltransferase complex; cytoplasm
Molecular function (GO): Rab geranylgeranyltransferase activity
Source: RefSeq, a predicted model, not a curated record
ACCAUCACAUCGACCUCCACAACGGACUACAUAGGACUUGGCUCAUCAAAUAUCAUCCAGUAGAAUGUCGCUCUGACGAUUAUCGAUCUUACUUCCAUCCUGAACGUUACCGAUCCUCAGCAUGGCGUCAAGAGGAGCAAGGGGGCCCCUUCACAGCCCAGACCGUUGACGGCCGAGGAGGACGCUCAGCUGGCCGAGUACAAGCGGCUGAACCAGGAGCUGCUGGGCCGACAUGCACUCAAAGGGUACUCGGAGUCCGACUCUCUUUCGCUGAGCACGAUGGUCCUGAGAAUCAAUCCCGAACACGUGACAGCUUGGUCAUUUCGAAGACACUGUCUGCUUACUCUUCGCUCUCAAGUAGACUCCGAUCAAGCCAACGAGUGCUAUGAAAGCGCGCUUCGGGAUGAACUCCCUCUGACGCUGGCAUCCUUUCAGCGCAAUCCGAAGGCCUAUCCAAUCUGGGAGCACCGGAAGUGGGUUCUGGGCCAGAUGACUGAGGCGGACUGGCAGGCCGAAUUAGCCCUGCUUGAGAAGCUGUUUAAGCUCGACGGACGGAACUUUCAUGCCUGGGAUUAUCGGCGCUACGUGAUAUCGAGAAUCAAGCAGAGUCAGCCGUCGGAGAGCCUCGAUGCCGAUGAACUGGCAUUCAGCGGACAGCAGAUCGAGGCGAACUUUUCAAACUUUUCUGCCUGGCACUAUCGCUCCAAACUCUUACAAUCCCGACUGGAUCAAUACAAUCAGACUCAUGAUAAUCAUGACGGUCAGGGUCGGAAGGAGAAAGAAGAGAUCUUGGCUACCGAGUUAGAAUGGGUUCGUGGGGCGCUUUGGAUCGACCCCAAUGACCAGAGCGCAUGGCUGUUCCACCGCUGGUUGCUGAGUCAAACGCAAGACGAGCAGAUCCAGGCGGCCGAGUACGCUUCGAUCGCUGAGCUACUCGAAGUCGAACCCGACGCUAAAUGGGCCAUCGCCGCUCUCAUCCGGGCUCGCCCCGUAGAGCAUGUCCAUCUACUCGACCGUCUCAUCGCACUCGACCCCCUCCGCAGACAAAGAUAUCUCGACCUUGCCAAUCCCACCGCCGAGCUAGAUUGACAUUUGUGAUUUUUUUUUGGUGUACGGCACCACUGGUAAAAAAAAAUGGAUUGACAUUGUCCCAGAUAAAGUUGCCUUGAUUGGCUGUCUGAUAUCUAAGUCUCACUAGAAUUGCCCGCAUUGAUACAUACCAACUAGCUUGAAUACGUGUGUACUUGUUGGAGGCCUUUCAAGCUCCAAAAAUCCAAGGCUACCCAAUUUUUUUUUUUC